AUAAAAUGAGGGUUGGAACAAAUAAACAAGAUUUAACAGGCAAACAGUCAUACGUCAGAGCUGUGCUUGUGAAUAAGUGAUGCAACAAUACAGUUUUAUCUUCGAUUGAACUUAUUCGUGACAUUGGUUAUAUAUAAAUCAAGCGGAUCACUGUUCACAGCAGAUAUAUUAAUAGGCGGACUUGAUUCUUUUUAUCAGUUUUUAAAAAACUUUAAUUGAAUGGAUUUUAAAUAGAUCGCUUAGAGCACGUGCAAGUGAAUUUAAAGACAUCACAUUUAUUAUUAAAAGAUAUUGAAGAAUUCGUUACACUGAAAGAAUAGGAAACGAUGGAUAUUGGAUAAAAUAUGGUUUGUAGCAUCGGUAUAAAAUGAUGUUAUACGGACACUAAAGAGUUGCGCAAUAUACAUGCACGCCUAUGGAAAAUUAAUUCGCUAUAGUGAUUUGAAAACAUUGUGGACAAGUUUCGUGUUGUGUACGAAUUCUUCAAAGAAAUUCCGUAAAAGAUGGCAAAUACUUUUGAAAAGGUGCUUAACGUUAUAUCAAAGAAACCGGAUCAAAGACAGGAUUUUGAGAUACAGGGUCUUCUUCCAUGGUUGAGGAAAAAGUCUAAGAUAUUUUCAACUUUAAAGACAGAUUACCUGAAGGAUAUUGUACGGAACUGCAGUGUAGGAAAGUACUGUAAAGAUGAUAUCAUCAUAAAACAAGGUGAAAUUGGCGACUGUUUUUACAUUAUUUUGGCGGGCAAAAUUUCUAUAUUCAUCAUAAACAAGGAUAAAGAUGCGGGUUCAAAUGACUCCGACGAGAUGUCGGCAUUUUCCGCCAUUGGUUCGACAAAAGACGGCGUUCUUGAUCGAUCAAAGUUGGGAAACUUUGUGACAAGUUUAGGUUCCGGUUUUCCGUUUGGCGAAGUGGCUCUUGUUUCUGACGAUGCAGUCCGGACAGCUACGAUUAUUGCCGAAGAAGAAACGGACCUUCUCGUGGUAGACCGGGCCUUGUAUAAUCGAGCAGUAAGAGAUGUUUUGGCGGAGGAAUUUGAAGAAAAGCAACACUUUAUUAAAACAAAUGACCUGUUCAAGUCUUGGAUACCAAAAUAUAAAAAGCAGCUGACCAUGGCUAUGUAUAAAGAAACUUUCCCUUAUGAUUCAGUGCUUGUGAAACAAGGGGAUGCUGUUGGGAAUAUAUAUUUUAUAGUUAGCGGACAAGUGGAGAUUCGAUGUGACACCUCACAGCACGUGCAACAAUAUCCGAAACUUUAUAAAUUACUGGAGGAUGAGCGGGAAAAACUUAUAAAAGAAAAGAAACAAAAACGCCAACAAGAUGUCGUGGAAAAUCUCCCUCCUUCACUGAAGAAAAAGGAUUCUCUUCCGAAAUUUCUAAAAAUGUGCUACCUCGGUAAAAAUGAAUCACUUGGUGAGAUUGAGGUGUUGAUGGACAUGGAUACGUACAUGACCACAGCUAUCUGCACGGAGAAAACGGAAGUACUCGUUCUAGAAAUGAAACAUUAUGAAAGACUUUUCGUGAAAAAACACCAGCGAACAAUUGAUACCAUGAGGCGGAAUUUAGAGAAGAAACUUGCAACAAGAACGUCGGUGCUAAAAGAAUAUGACGCGGUGCCAUUGUUAAAAUUGUUACAAACCAAAUUGAACUUGCUUCAUAACCCGCCCGCUUCACAGGAAGACGAUAUGAAAAAGAAACCCGAAACGUCUGUUCAAAUCGCGGAAAAGUUAUUCUUUAAUCACCAGGGUCCAUUGUUAGAUAUAGAAGGACCCGGUAGUGUGUUUUACAUGAUUAGAGCACGAGAGAGGUCAAAGUUGAGACGCCAGGCGCACCAACAAGAGAGAAAUAAUGCUCGAAAAGGUCAGACGAACGGACAUAUUCAUUCAAUAAGGCUUCCACAGACGCUUGUAAUGGCUGCCAACAUGGCGGGUGCCUCGGAUACUGGCACGUUUUCCCCACGUGAUGAGGAAUAUAACCCAGUUGUUUCCUUUUCUUCUCCGAGGGACGAUCAUUUUGAAAUUGAAAAAGUGGCACAGCAAAAUGUUCCAAACGGUGUUCAGGAAAGACUAGACGCUGUAAAAAUUGCAAACGGUGAACCGGAAAAUACUGAACAAGACGCUAAUGAUUACUCAGUGUCACUUCCGGAUUCUUUGCCAAGAACCUUCCGGAGAAUUCAAAGUGCAGUUAAAGAAAAUGUCAGUCGGUCAUUUGACGGUGAUCGAUCAGAAAGUCUCGAUGCAAUAAAUAUAAAAACGUUAUCUCGUCCUGUAACGAGAUUUGAAAAAUACAGGACCGAAGUAAAUCUGAGACAGCUCGAGACAAAGGUUGCCGAAUGGCUUCGUAAGGACAACCCUAAAACAACUCCGAAUGUCUCUAAAUUGAGACGAUUGCAAAUCGAGCAAAUGGAGCCCCCUCCAAAGCCGGGCAACAAAAUCAUUAUACGAAGAAGACCGAGGGGUGUCCGAUGCGAUUCGUCCACCGGUACCGGAAGUUUUCUACAUGCUGGGGACUCUGUUACAACAAUAAAAAGGCCGGAACAUAAAGCAACAGUUGUUAAAGUAUCAAAGAGCGAGAACAUUACAGAAAGAUAUAAAAUACUACUGGCAAACCAGACCUGAGAUUGUUUCUUCUUCUUCACAGAUUUACAUAAUGUUCUCUAGUGUAGUGAAACAAACCUGUGUUAGAUAAUAUAUAAGUUGAAAUGUAUACAAAUUCAAUCCUAUAUUUUUUGUACCUAUUCCAUCUACGUAUAGCGAGUAUAUCAACAUGGAUUUUAACCUGACUUCCGACCAUUUCAUUAUAGUCAUACGUAUUUUUAUUUGAAAUACCAUUAUUUUAAUACAUACAUAAUUCUGCUUUCUUUUCCCUAGCGAAGUUUUAUUCGCAAAGUGUCAUAUUGUUGCAUUAAAAUUUAUCACUUCCGAUCCGUUUCAUAAAUCAUUUUGCAAAUUGACUACAAUUGCUUUUAAUGUACAUAUGUAUCUUAUUUAUUUGCUAUACCAACAUUAAUCUGCAUGUAUAUCAUAAAAUAUUAAAUAAAACAUAAAAAUGUA
Messenger RNA from Ruditapes philippinarum (Manila clam), 3050 nucleotides. RefSeq lists its product as uncharacterized. NCBI's taxonomy places the organism in Eukaryota, Metazoa, Mollusca, Bivalvia, Venerida, Veneridae. Bases 504 to 2615 code for a protein of 703 amino acids. The record is from RefSeq and is a predicted model, not a curated record. The transcript is spliced from 9 exons.